AUGCUAGUUCGUUUACUUAACCAUGACCCUUGGGGGCUCCACCCACAACACAGAUCGCCGGCUGCACGACGCUACGCCGGGAGUGGGAGUGUCAAGUACGCCGCCGCUCGCGGUGUGCGCAUUAUCCCAGAAGUCGACAUGCCCGGCCACGCCAGCUCUGGCUGGGCCCAGGUCGAUGAGUCCAUUCUAACUUGCCAGAACAGUUGGUGGGCCAAUGACGACUGGCCAAAGCACACGGCCGUGGAACCCAACCCGGGCCAGCUCGACAUUCUUAACAACAAGACUUACGAAGUCACAGCCAAGGUCUACAAGGAACUGGCUACCAUCUUCCCCGGCGACUGGUUCCACAUUGGCGGUGACGAGCUCUUCCGAAACUGCAACAACUUCUCUGCCAAGGCCCGCGAGUUCUUUGACAGUGGAAAAACCAUGGGCGACCUGUACCAAGUGUGGGUCGACCGCGCCAUUCCCACGUUCCGCGCUCAGGUCAACAAGACGUUCGUCAUGUGGGAAGACGUCAAGCUCUCGGCAGAUGUGGCCGCCACUGGCAAUGUGCCCAAGGACAUUGUCCUGCAAGCAUGGAACGACGGUCUGAACCACAUUUCCAACCUCACCAGCCAGGGCUACCGCGUCAUUGUGUCGAGCUCCGACUUCAUCUACCUCGACUGCGGCAACGGUGGCUGGGUCGGCAACGACCCGCGCUACAACGUCAUGAAGAACCCUGACACGACCACGCCAAACUUCAACUGGGGAGCCGGCGGCGGUGACUGGUGCGCUCCUUACAAGACAUGGCAGCGCAUCUACGACUUUGACUUUACCCUCAACCUGACGGACACGCAGAAGAGCCUCGUCGAGGGUGCCAUCGCUCCUCUCUGGUCCGAGCAAGUCGACUCGGUCGUCAUCAGCCAGAAAAUGUGGCCGCGCGCCGCCGCCCUCGCCGAGCUCGUCUGGUCCGGCAACCGCGACAAGGACGGCCACAAGCGCACCACGGAAAUGACUCAGCGCAUCCUCAACUUCAGGGAGUACCUUGUCGCAAACGGUGUCCAGGCCACUGCCCUCAUGCCCGCUUACUGCAGGCAACACCCCCACGCCUGCGACCUCUACCUCAAUCAAACCACUCUGUGGGCCUCGGGCUGA
Messenger RNA from Exserohilum turcica Et28A, 1134 nucleotides. RefSeq names its product glycoside hydrolase family 20 protein. The record is from RefSeq and is a predicted model, not a curated record. The transcript has a single exon. NCBI's taxonomy places the organism in Eukaryota, Fungi, Ascomycota, Dothideomycetes, Pleosporales, Pleosporaceae. Gene Ontology annotation, biological process: glycosaminoglycan metabolic process; carbohydrate metabolic process. Gene Ontology annotation, molecular function: beta-N-acetylhexosaminidase activity. Gene Ontology annotation, cellular component: membrane. Bases 1 to 1134 code for a protein of 377 amino acids.